Sphaeroforma arctica JP610 is the source of this 950-nucleotide messenger RNA. RefSeq lists its product as hypothetical. The annotation marks the transcript as partial. NCBI's taxonomy places the organism in Eukaryota, Ichthyosporea, Ichthyophonida. The transcript has a single exon. The record is from RefSeq and is a predicted model, not a curated record.
AUGAGAGGUCUAGCGAAAAUACGGGUGUAAUCCAUGUAUAUACCCGAAAAUGCAUGGUACCCGGAUCUAGCCGUAUGUAUACAGAGAUAGUUAGUAAUCCGCAGUCACUGGAAAUGUAUAUUCCCGAAAACGCACGGCACCGGGAUCUAGCCGCAAGUUACAGAGCUACCAAGUAUUCCGCAGUCAGUGGCAAUGUAUAUGUCCCAAAAUGCAUGGUGUUGAGAUAUAGCCGCAAUUAUACGGAGAUACCAAUCAUUCCACAGUCAGUGGCAAUGUAUGUACGCCAAAAUGUAUUGUACCCGGGCUUAGUCGCAAAUAUACGAGAGAUUUCAAGUGAUCCGCAAUCAGUAUUGGGCAUGGCGAGGGACUUCGUGUCGGUACAUGCCUUGGCCACUCAGAGAACUUUGGGAAGGAGGCUGGUCACACGUUCAAAGCAAUGAGAGUAUUGCAUGCACACAUAGUGCGCCAUCAAAUUAUUAUAUUCACAUAUAAUGCGCAAUCAAAUUAUUAUAUUCACACAUAAUGCGCCAUCACAUCAGAGUAUUAUAUUCACAUAUAAUGCCCCAUCAGAGUAUUAUAUUCACAUAUAUUGCACCAUCAAAUUAACAUGCAAUGAGCCAUCAGAGUAUUACAUACGCAAUCAGGGUAUUACGUCCACAUAUAAUGCGCUCGUGCCGCCGUAGUCAGCUGGAAAUCUCUGCGGACGCGGUAGAUAGUGAGAUGAGAAGUCAACGUUUAUUUGAAGAAUACUACAUAGUACGGAUUGUACUGUGGUAUAGCUUUAGCUACACACAAAUGCACGGCAACUCAACCGCUCUGUGGUAAAAAGAUAAGUUUCUUCAUACCGGCACGGGCGCCUUGACCAAUUGAACACCUCCGAGGGAGUGUCAGACAAAAGGAAUGUACAUAUCUGAUCAACGUACAGGUAUUAAAAUUUCUAGUACAUAGAC